CAGGAGGCCUGGGGGGAAGUGCAAGGAGGAGGCAGAGAGCUAAGGGGCUGGGGGAUUCAGCCCUGAAGGGGUACAGAGAAGAGUGUCGGGUCAGAGAGUCCAGGGAAUACCAAGGAACAAAGAGGGGCUCUGCUGGGUCAGAAGGGGAUAUAGAGCAAUGCGGAGUGGAGGGGCAGAGUUGCCAUGGGGGGAAAGGGGCAUGGCUCCAGGGUGUCCCUUGCCCAGAGCCAUGGAGGCGUGGGAAGAGGGGGGCACAGGGUUGGAGGUGGCUUUGUUUGUAGACCAGUAGUUCUGCACCAGCACUCACAGCUGGAGGGGGUUUCGUCUCCCUCCACUCUCUUUUCUCUUUCUUGUUUUUAGGAGUCAGAGUGUAACCACCUUUGCCCACCAGACUGUGGAAUAUGAAAUUGCCCCUGCACAUGGUUAUGAGCUUUAGGGUAUCAGAACUGCAGGUUCUCUUGGGUUUUGCUGGCCGAAACAAGAGUGGAAGGAAGCACGAGUUGCUCACAAAGGCGUUACAGCUGCUCAAAUCUGGCUGCAGCCCGGCUGUUCAGAUGAAAAUAAAGGAGCUGUACCGGCGAAGGUUCCCAAGGAAGAUCUUAACCCCUUCAGACUUAUCCAUGCUCCAUAUUCAGACAGGGCAACUGCCCUCCGCCACUGCACUGACGCAGGGCAGCACGGUGUGUCAUUUGCCCUAUGAUAACAGUUCAGCAGCUUCUACUGUGCCAACGGCUAUGUUGCCUCCGGUGCCUAUGCUGGGACCCAAACAUGAAACAGAUAUUCAGCACUUAUCCCCACCCAUUCAUCCGGUCCAUCCAGAUGUCAAAAUGAAGAGGCUGCCCUUCUACGACAUCUAUGAUGAGCUGAUUAAACCCACCACAUUAGCAUCUACGAACAGCCAGCGGUUUGAAGAGGCGCACUUCACCUUUGCGCUAACACCUCAGCAAGUUCAACAGAUUCUCACCUCUCGAGAUAUCUUACCAGGUGCCAAAUGUGACUACACUGUACAGGUACAAUUAAGGUUUUGCCUGUGUGAAACCAGCUGUCCCCAAGAAGAUUAUUUCCCUCCUAAUUUAUUUGUCAAGGUCAAUGGAAAACUCUGCCCUCUGCCUGGCUAUCUGCCGCCCACUAAAAAUGGUGUGGAGCCAAAGCGACCAAGCCGUCCCAUCAACAUCACUCCUUUGGUGCGGCUUUCGGCAACUGUUCCCAAUACGAUCAUCGUGAAUUGGUCCUCCGAGUUCGGCAGGAACUACUCUCUGUCAGUUUACCUGGUGAAACAGCUGACUUCAGUCACACUGCUACAGAAGCUAAGAGCCAAGGGCAUUCGGAACCCAGACCACUCCCGGGCCCUGAUCAAAGAAAAAUUAACAGCUGAUCCCGACAGCGAGAUAGCGACAACGAGCUUACGGGUUUCUCUCAUGUGUCCGCUGGGUAAGAUGAGGCUAAUAGUGCCCUGCCGAGCCAUUACCUGCACCCACCUCCAGUGCUUUGACGCGGCGCUCUACCUUCAGAUGAACGAGAAGAAACCUACAUGGACCUGCCCUGUGUGUGAUAAGAAAGCCCCCUAUGACAGCCUGAUCAUUGAUGGGUUGUUCAUGGAAAUCCUCAACUCGUGCACAGACUGUGAUGAGAUCCAGUUCAUGGAAGAUGGCUCCUGGUGUCCCAUGAAGCCCAAGAAAGAAAACCAGGAGGUGUGCCCGACAUCUACAUACAAUGGGAUUGAGGCCACCUCCCUUUACGCUGUGGGCUCUGAUGGAAAGCACUCCUUGGAGAGCAAAAAGAAAGUGGAGGUCAUUGACCUCACGCUGGACAGCUCAUCAGAUGAAGAGGAGCCUCCUAUCAAGAAACAGUGCCCUGUCUCCACGGUGGCUAUCCCGUCGGCAGUAGGUCCCAAGGGGGUGUUAAAUGUUGAUCACCAGCCAUCCUCUGUGCUUCGAAGUCCUCCCAUGGCAGCUAUUGGCAGCGACUAUCUCUCCAGCCUCCCAAUCCCUGAAUACCAUCCUUCCUACCAGGUGCCAUCAGAGAUUCAAGGUCUGGAUUUGUUUACCUUCCUUCAAAGUGAAAAUCAGCACUACAGCCCUUCCGUGAUCACGUCCCUGGAUGAACAGGACGCGCUGAGCCAUUUCUUCCAGUACCGAGGCACGUCUACCCAUUUCAUGAACCCUCUGACUCCUAUCAUGGCAGGAUCCCACAACAGCAUCAGCCCUGCCAGCGGCCGCAUCAGCAGUAUUGUCUCCACCAACACGCUGCGGGAGAGCCAUGGGCAUAGCGGGACAAUGAGUAACAGCGCAGCUCUCCCGGGCUGCAGGCCGGACAUCAUUUCCUUAGACUAGCCCCAAGCCCAGGGCAUGCUGGCAUCUUGUUUCCCCCCCAAGGAUGGGAGAGAAAAGCAGAUUUCAGCAGCUGCUGUUGAGCUGGGUUUUUGCCUGGGAUGGAAAGGACCCAACCCAUACCAGGUCUCCUAAGUGUGUCUCUCAGUCAGGGCAACUCCCCUGUUUUGUCCAAUCUUGGAGCCUCACAGGCGUGGCUUUCAGUUCUGCACAUGCUUUCCUGAGCAUACUGGUACUGCUUGCUGGGGGGUGCCGGUGGCCAGCAGGUAAAUGCUGACCUCUGGUUAUCAAGACCAUUUUAAAACUGUGUUUUUAACUCUAUUGUUCGGCAGGAUUCUGCACAAAGAUCCUACAGUGAUAAUCCCCACCUUGGUGCUGUCCUGCUGGAACAGCACCAUCUAGUGGCCAAAGCAGAACUUAGCGGCCAUUCACCCCUGGGGAUCAGAGAAUAUCAAAGCAGGGCCAAUCUUCUGACAGAUUUUUGCCCCAGUUCCCUAAAUGGCCCCUCAAGGAUUGAACUCACAACUCU
Molecule: messenger RNA, 2859 nt
Organism: Chelonoidis abingdonii (Abingdon island giant tortoise)
Lineage: Eukaryota; Metazoa; Chordata; Testudines; Testudinidae
Gene: PIAS3
Product: protein inhibitor of activated STAT 3
Biological process (GO): protein sumoylation; regulation of transcription by RNA polymerase II
Cellular component (GO): chromatin
Molecular function (GO): SUMO ligase activity; transcription coregulator activity; zinc ion binding
Source: RefSeq, a predicted model, not a curated record